Molecule: messenger RNA, 738 nt
Organism: Penicillium samsonianum
Lineage: Eukaryota; Fungi; Ascomycota; Eurotiomycetes; Eurotiales; Aspergillaceae
Exons: 4
Coding region: 1-738 (245 amino acids)
Molecular function (GO): hydrolase activity
Source: RefSeq, a predicted model, not a curated record
AUGGCUUCUAAUCCACCUGCUGCUUGCUGUGCUACUGGCUUUAGACAUGAGGGAAAUCCCCUUGGGGAGCUGAAGAAUGUUGAAGGCGUCAACACAUAUAUCAGUCGUCCUAAGAGUACAGAGACCCCUUCGAACGUGGUUAUCAUAGUGAGCGAUAUAUUUGGUAUUUAUAUCAACAGCCAGCUCCUCGCAGAUGAGUUUGCCGCCAAUGGAUAUUUGGCACUCAUUCCGGAUAUCCUGCAAGGGGAUGCCCUCACGCACGCCGACAUGGAGAGCGGAAAGGUUGACCUGAAGGAUUGGAUUAAAAAUCAUCAACCAACACACAUUGACCCCAUUAUGGAAUCUACUAUCCAGUAUGCCAGACAGGAACUGGGUGCAAAGAGAAUCGCUGGAGCCGGUUACUGCUUUGGUGCUAAGUAUGUCUGCCGCUUUUUGAAGGACAAAAAACUUGAUGUGGGCUAUCUGGCCCACCCCUCGUUUGUGUCUCAUGAGGAACUUGGCGCCAUCACAGGUCCUCUCACCAUCGCUGCUGCAGAAAUCGAUCAAAUUUUCACCACCCAGCUUCGACACGAGUCUGAGGACAUUCUCAAGAAGGCUGGUCAACCUUGGCAUAUUAGCCUCCAUGGUGGAGUCUCGCACGGAUUCGCUGUCCGCACCGAUUUGAGUAACAAGUCUUUCAAGUUUGCGAAGGAGCAGGCUUUCGGACAGGCACUGGGCUGGUUCAAUUACUAUCUGUAA